AUGCGUGAAGGGAAACGCAUUUUUAUUACCACCAACAAUCUAGGGCAGCUUGUUAAUGAAAAUGUUAGCAAGCUGACAAACUUUUUGGGGACAACAGCACGUAAUGGGGAUUACGUACCCCUUACAUAUUCCAAUUGGAGGGCAGUGCCAAACGAGAAGAAGGAUGAUAUGUACGAACUUAUCAUGUCUGACAAAGAGAUUAAAUCUUGGGUGUUGAUGUCGAUUGGUAAAAAAUGGAGGGAUUACAAGUGCGAACUAAAGAAAUUCCACUACUUGCCUUAUGAUAAUGACGAGGCGCGACUGACAGACCUCAAUGAGCAUGUUCAUAUGGAUCAGUGGAAGGCCCUCAUUGAGUUUUGGAACUCUGAAGAGGGAAAGGAACAAUUAAAUGACCGAACUUCGCAGCAGCCAGAGGCUACACAGAACAGCACUGUAAGGAACGAUAUAUUUUCAAAAGUCAUGGGUGAUGAACGACAUGGCCGUCUCUGCACUUAUGGGUUAGGUCCCUCUCCUUCUGAUAUAUGGGGCACAACAUCCCACAUUGUCCAGUCCCAAGGGAUGGCCUUCAAUGCUCAAAAGAGAGAUGAACAAUAUGAGGGAUUGCAUUCUGAAAUAUCUUCCCUAAGAGAAACUAUGGCUGAUAGAGAUGCUCAAAUAUCUUCACUAAGAGAAACUAUGGCAACAUUCAUGGCUACCAUAAUGAAUCCAAGCAUUAAUCUAACUAUAUUAUUAGGUAUUUCAACUAAUCCCAACUUGAACCAACCCUCCUCAUCAUCAAGCCACUUGGUUCCAACCCCUCUGAGAGACUUGGCGAAUAAGGGGAAUUCUACGAGUUGCACUAAUGUGACUCAAGUUCUUAUUAAGAGUAUUGUAAGGCCUGGAGAUAUUGUAGCUAUAGGAACUGUUUUGAGCAUGGAUCCAUUGACAAAAGUAGGGGGGCAAAAACUUGGAGUUGGUUUCUGGGAAGUAUUUGUUCAAGUGGCAAUGAAGAAACUGGACUCCAUCAUCCCCAGCAAGAAUUGGCCGGCACCACCAAGCCAAAUAAGCAGUAAGAAAGUACUCGGUAGUGGGUUAAAAGGAGAUUUGAACAUCGAAAGGGUGAAGGAGACAAAGAAACACCUGAGAUGCAUCAGAGAAUCUACGAUGAAGACCACCAAUUGGAGCUUAGGGAAGAAAGAACCUCCAGGAUCAGAGCUAAAUCAGCUGAUCUCCCUACUAGAAGCAUGGGCAGCUAUUAGCAGGAACUAA
Molecule: messenger RNA, 1248 nt
Organism: Magnolia sinica
Lineage: Eukaryota; Viridiplantae; Streptophyta; Magnoliopsida; Magnoliales; Magnoliaceae
Exons: 6
Coding region: 1-1248 (415 amino acids)
Source: RefSeq, a predicted model, not a curated record